GCGAAGACCGCCCGCGCCCUCGACAUGCCAGAGGGUGCAGCAGCGGCGUCGGCAGCCGACGGCUUCGAGACGGAGCCAGCCUGGACGGGCAAGCGUGCGCUCCGGGCCUUGACGGGAGGAGUGGACCAGGGCUCAGGGCACGCGAACAAGGAGAGCAGGACCAGAGGCAAGGGCUGCGACGAGGGCUGCGAGCGCCUCGAGGAGGCAGUGACCUACGAGUGCUCGGAGCUCGGCGCCGACAAGCCCAUGGCGACCCUGGCGACCCAGGCGGGCAAGGGCUACAGCGAGGAUGCGCAACAGCUCAAGGAUCGGCACGCCACCGACUCCGCCGUCGACCUCGCAGCGCUGGGCCCCCCGCACCUCGUCGUCGUCGCGUCGGUGACCAAGGGCAUCAAGGGCGAGGUCCCGCCAGAGGACAAGCCCAUCCUGAGCCAGUUGUGGCAGAAGGUGGUCUGCCUUGAGGACCCCGAGCUGCUGGGCACGUGCGUGAAGCACUACCAGGCCAAGACGAACGAGCAGCCCAAGCAGAACGAGGAGAAAGUGCGGCGGAUCUUUUCCUCCGACUUGCACGUGCCCGACGUGAAGGCCGUGCGCGAGGUGCUGGCGAAGGAGAUCAGGAAG
Molecule: messenger RNA, 621 nt
Organism: Prorocentrum cordatum
Lineage: Eukaryota; Dinophyceae; Prorocentrales; Prorocentraceae
Source: the annotation of a GenBank genome assembly